Messenger RNA from Gymnodraco acuticeps, 9262 nucleotides. RefSeq names its product ubiquitin specific peptidase 32 (gene usp32). Gene Ontology annotation, molecular function: cysteine-type deubiquitinase activity; calcium ion binding. NCBI's taxonomy places the organism in Eukaryota, Metazoa, Chordata, Actinopteri, Perciformes, Bathydraconidae. Gene Ontology annotation, cellular component: Golgi apparatus. The record is from RefSeq and is a predicted model, not a curated record. The transcript is spliced from 34 exons. Gene Ontology annotation, biological process: protein deubiquitination. The coding region runs from base 153 to 4943 and encodes 1596 amino acids.
GUUCACCACAUACACACACCAACAGGAACCCAUUCACAAUAAACGGAUAAGGCGACACUUUUUCAACUCAGUGAACAACGUUUAUUUCCCCAACAUCGCAAUGAAAUGAGGGAGCAUGGGGGCCAAAGAGUCAAGGAUAGGAUUCCUGUCGUAUGACGAGGGCCGUCAAGAGAGUCACUGAUGUGGAAUUGAAGCGGCUGAAAGAUGCCUUCAAAAGAACCAGCGGCAUCACCUAUUACAUGACCCAGCAGUGCUUCUACAGGGAAGUGCUGGGAGAUGGAGUUCCCCAUAAAGUUGCAGAGGUGAUUUACUCCUCGUUUGGAGGCUCGUCUAAAGGGCUGCACUUCAACAAUCUGAUCGUUGGUCUGGUGCUUCUGACCAGAGGACGAGAUGAGGAGAAGGCCAAGUACCUCUUCAGCCUGUUUGCCAGUGAUCUGGGUGGAUAUGCUGCCAGGGAAGAUAUAGAAGCAGUCCUGCAGGUCCUGGAUGGAGAAAUCCCAACCUCCCUCAAGAAGUGUUUCAGUGAGGGUGACAAGGUGAACUAUGAGCACUUCAGGUUCUGGCUCCUGCAGAACAAGGAGGCCUUCACUUUAUCCAGAUGGCUCCUGUCCGGAGGAGUGUGUGUCACGCUCACAGACGACAGCGACACCCCCACCUUCUACCAGACCCUGGCCGGAGUCACACACUUGGAGGAGUCAGACAUUAUAGACUUGGAGAAACGCUACUGGCUACUGAAAGCUCAGUCCAGAACCGGCCGCUUUGACUUGGAAACCUUUGUCCCACUGGUCUCUCCUCCUAUCCAUGCCUCACUGAGUGAAGGCUUGUUUCACGCCUUUGAUGAGAAUCGGGACAAUCACAUUGACUUUAAAGAGAUAUCAUGCGGACUCUCUGCGUGCUGCAGGGGGCCCGUAGCUGAAAGACAGAAAUUUUGCUUCAAAGUGUUUGAUGUGGACCGCGAUGGGGUUCUGUCUCGAGAUGAACUUCAUGAAAUGGUGGUGGCCUUGCUGGAGGUGUGGAAGGACAAUCGCACAGACACACUCCCUGAGCUGCACAGUAGCGUGUCGGACAUAGUCGAGGACAUCCUGAAGAUGCACGACACAACCAAGCUGGGUCACCUGACCCUGGAAGACUACCAGAUCUGGAGUGUGAAGAGCGCUUUGGCCAAUGAGUUCUUAAAUCUGCUCUUCCAGGUCUGCCACAUAGUGCUGGGGCUCAGGCCUGGCAGUCCUGAGGAGGAAGGGCAGAUCAUAAGGGGCUGGUUGGAGAGGGAGAGCAGACAUGGGCUGCAGCAGAGUCAGAACUGGUUCCUCAUCUCCAUGCUGUGGUGGCAGCAGUGGAAGGACUACGUUAAAUAUGGCAGUCCCUGCUGUUGUCUCCCUGUCCAGGAGCAUAAAGGCAUCGUGGUGGAGCAGCCGUCCAUCCUGAGCUCACUGCGGACUCCGAUGGCCACGGCCACCAUAGUGCCCCCCCCACUGGACAGACUGGUAGGACUGGGAACCUUUGCCCCCAUCAGCCCCACGGAGGAGAGGUCACUUGACGCUGUGUCCAGCUCCUCGGAGGCCACUGAGAUCGCCCUGAGCCCCCAGGUCACUCCCUCUGCGACAGAGAGCUGCUUCGCCCGUCAGCACAACGUGUCGGACAACAACAAUCAGUGUUUCUCUGGAGCCAAUGGCCACCUUCCCUCCCAGCUGAUAGCACAGAGACCCGGAGCCAUCGACAACCAGCCUCUGGUCAACACCGACCCCAUGAAGGCCCCCACGUUAACCAUGGAGGGGGGGCGGCUGAGGCGCUCCCUGCAGCUGGUGCCUGGCAGGGACUUUGAGACGGUGCCAGAGCCGGUGUGGAGGGCACUCUACCACUGGUACGGUGCCAACCUCAGCCUGCCGCGGCCGGUUAUCCUGGAGAGCAAGUCAGGCAGUGCAGAGCUGGAGCUCUUCCCUCGGUACCUCCUCUUUCUCCGCCAGCAGCCGGCCACGCGCUCCCCCCAGUCCAACAUCUGGGUCAACAUGGGUAUGAGCAGCCUGCGAAUGUUCCCACCGUAUUUACCCCCACCAAGAGCAGGAAGCGUACCCUCACCCAACGCUCCUCUGAAGAGGAUGCUGGCCUACACCGGCUGCUUCAGCCGCAUGGGCACUAUCAAAGACAUCCACCUGUACUUGUCCCAGAGACUGCGCAUCAAGGAGGAGGACAUGAGGCUCUGGCUCUACAACAGUGAGAACUACCUCACCCUCCUGGACGAUGAAGACCACACACUGGAAAGCCUGAAGAUUUAUGACGAGCAGCAGCUAGUUAUUGAAGUCAGGAACAAAGACAUGAGCUGGCCUGAGGAAAUGUCUUUCAUUGCCAACAGUAGUAAGAUGGACAGACACAAAGUUCCCACAGAGAAAGGAGCCACAGGCCUCAGUAACCUUGGCAACACCUGUUUCAUGAACUCCAGUAUCCAGUGUGUGAGCAACACCAAGCCUCUGACAGACUACUUCAUCUCAGGGAGACACCUCUACGAGCUCAACAGGACCAACCCCAUCGGGAUGCGAGGUCACAUGGCCAAGUGCUACGGUGACCUGGUGAUGGAGCUGUGGAGCGGCACUCAGAAGAACAUCGCUCCGCUCAAACUCAGGUGGACAAUAGCAAAGUACGCCCCGCGCUUUAACGGCUUCCAGCAGCAGGACUCCCAGGAGCUGCUGGCCUUCCUGCUGGACGGUCUCCAUGAAGACCUGAACAGAGUCCAUGAGAAGCCCUACGUGGAGCUGAAGGACAGCGACGGGCGGCCCGACUGGGAGGUGGCCUCUGAGGCGUGGGAGAACCACCUGCGCAGGAACCGCUCCAUCGUGGUGGAUCUGUUCCACGGUCAGCUCAAGUCCCAGGUGAAGUGCAAGACGUGCGGACACAUCAGCGCUCGCUUCGACCCCUUCAACUUCUUGUCCCUGCCCCUGCCCAUGGACAGCUCCAUGCAUCUGGAGAUCACUGUCAUUAAACUGGACGGCUCCACCCCUGUGCGCUACGGCCUGCGGCUGAAUAUGGAUGAGAAGUACACAGGGCUGAAGAAACAGCUGAGUGAGCUGUGCAGUCUGAAGCCUGAGCAGAUCCUCCUGGCUGAGGUCCACACCUCCAACAUCAAGACCUUUCCUCAGGACAACCACAAGGUGCGUCUGUCUGUGAACGGCUUCCUGUGUGCGUUUGAGAUCCCGGUGCCAGGUUCCCCAACGUCUCUGUGCUCCCCCACGCUGACAGAUGUAACCCUGAUAGCCAACGGCUCGGCUCCAAACGGUGACCUAGGCAACAAGCCCGUCCUCAUCCCCAACGGUGGGCCCAGCACUGUUGUGCCCUAUAACCCAGAGACGCCCUUCGCCAACGGGGUCUCCAACGGACACAUCACACCCAUGCAGGAGAGCCCCUUCAUUGGAUACAUCAUCGCCAUGCACAGAAAGAUGAUGCGUACGGAGCUGUACUUCCUGUCCUCUCAGAAGAACCGGGCCAGUCUGUUUGGCAUGCCGCUCAUCGUUCCCUGCACUGUCCACACCAGUAAGAAGGAUCUGUACGACGCUGUCUGGAUCCAAGUGUCCCGCCUGGCCAGCCCCCUCCCCCCACAGGAGGCCAGCAACCACGCCCAGGACUGUGACGACAGUAUGGGCUACCAAUACCCCUUCACUCUACGGGUGGUGGGAAAGGACGGCACCUCCUGUGCCUGGUGUCCUUGGUACAGGUUCUGUCGAGGCUGUACAAUAGAGUGUUCAGAGGACAGAGCCUCUGUAGGAAAUGCUUACAUAGCUGUGGACUGGGACCCAACCGCCCUGCACCUCCGCUACCAGACCUCCCAGGAGAGGAUUGUGGAGGAACACUGCAGUGUGGAGCAGUCGCGUCGGGCCCAGGCUGAGCCCAUCAGCUUGGACAGCUGCCUGAAGGCCUUCACCAGCGAGGAGGAGCUGGGUGAGGACGAGCUCUACUACUGCUCCAAGUGCAAGACGCACCGGCUGGCCACUAAGAAGCUGGACCUCUGGAGGCUGCCGCCCAUGCUGAUUGUCCACCUGAAGCGCUUCCAGUUUGUAAAUGGCCGUUGGAUCAAAUCCCAGAAGAUUGUCAAGUUCCCAAGGCAGCAUUUUGACCCCAGCGCCUUCCUGGCCCCCAGAGACCUGGAGCAGCGCUGCCUUCACUCCCGCAGCCAGAGCGAGGAUCUGCUGAGGGUCGGAGAGGACAACCUGUCCUCCAUCUCUGCCCCCGCUGGCUUCUGCAACCUCCCCAAAGAUACCACAGCUUCUCCCGCCUCGAGCAGGAAGUCGGCACCUUCUCUCACCCGGACCAGCAGCCCCUCUGGCAGCCCAAAGAGCGGCAGCGGGGGCCGCAGGCCAGGCCGGCUACGCCUGCCCCAGCUGGGCAGCCGGCACCGCCUCUCCAACAGCAAAGAGAGCCUGGAUGGAGCCGCUAAUCCUGAGGCAGAGCAUUCAGAGACUGAGGGGAGCACAGCAGGUCUUCCAGGUUUAGGAGAUGUGAUCGUGACGGACGCAUCAUGCGGUACUGAGGCGUCCAGCAGCCACUGUGACGUAGUCCUGAUGAACGGAGAGAGCAACGGGCUGGGCUCAGACUGCAGCACGGAGAGCAGCAUGGACCCUGACAACUCCCUGCUCCAGCACAGAGACAACAUUUGUCUGGAUGCCAUCUACAACCUCUAUGCAAUAUCUUGCCAUUCAGGAAUCAUGGGAGGAGGCCACUAUGUGACAUAUGCCAAAAACCCCAAAGAUAAAUGGUACUGUUACAAUGACAGCAGCUGUAAGGAAGUGCACUCUGAGGAGAUCGACACCGACUCGGCCUACAUCCUCUUCUACGAGCAGCAGGGGGUCGACUACUCCCAGUUUCUGCCAAAGAUCGAUGGCAAGAAGAUGGCCGACACCAGUAGCAUGGAUGAAGACUUUGAGUCCGACUACAAGAAAUACUGUGUGCUCCAGUGAUCGCACCUCGUCUUCCAUCAUCCGGCACUACACCCGCUCUCCGCUCCCGCCUGCAGUCCUUCUGAAGAAUUCUCUCAAACUGCUAAUGACUGGAGUCGGAUGUCCUGUGCUCUCUGUCUUUAGAGAUGCGCCUCAGCACUUUCUACACUUGAUCGCAUACAUAUUUCAGUGCAAAGGUUUGUCAAGACAACAGUGGAGCCCUGGCGAAAGCACUAAAACUGUCGCACUUUGCUGAGCCAGACGAAACAAACCCCCCCGCCCCUUCUCCUCAACCCCUGCCAGAACAUACAUGUAACACAUACUUGCAUACUAACACAUCUCUGAAUGUUUGCCAGUAUGGCCAAGUCAUGAAGUGAUGUUGCUUUGUCAUUGUGCAUAUUUCGCUGAUGUCAGAAUGGAAAAAAAAAAACACCAGGGGUCCACAUGUGAUCUGAGCCUAGAUAUCUGACCAGUAGAAGGAAAACAAUGAAGUGUAAGUGCAAAGCCAAUGAUUGGUUACAGUUUAAAUGCCAAAACGUACGGUGGCUGACACGUGCAAACGCGCUACAUCAGCACUUUCAAAAACAAUGUAAAGAUCAGAACACAAAUGUGCCAAAACACAUGCAGAUGAAGGAACAUCUUCACCAACUUGACCCAACAUGCGCAGCGUUUACUUAUAGCGGUCGUAAACGAAACAUUACAAAUAAAAAAAGAUCAAAAUGGAAAUUGGGACACUAAAAAGUGCACACAGCUGGGACCUUAGCGCUUGUGGACGUUCGGAUUAAAGUUGGCCAACAAUCACUGUCACUGGAAACUUACCUAAAAUGAAGGUUUUGUUGGCAUAUUUUAUCAAUGUGAUCACAUGAUUCCUUCUGAUAUUAUUUGGUAAUAAUAUCAUUGGGUAGCUAGCUAGCGUAGCAAACCUAGUCAUUUCAAGGAUACUGACGCGACACUUAAAAUGAUCAAACAGGCUAACUAUGCCAACAGAGCCAACUUUAUAAUGUCGGAACAUCAACAAGCACUCCGGUCCCAACUGUGUGCAUCACUUUUUAGUGUCCCCGUUUCCGUUGUGCUUUGGGCUUCAUUUUUUUUUAUUUGCAGCGUUUCGAUUAUGCGGCGAUUGUAGUAAACGCUGCGCUUGUGUUUUGAAGUUGGCAUAGAUGUUUCCUCAUUUGCAUGUGUUUUGGCACAUUUGUGUUUUUUUAUUUGCAUCGUCUUUGAAACUGCAGCCCCCUAUCCUAAUGGAUACAGCCACCGUAAACAGGGCCAAGAGUUUAAAAAAAACGGUGUCAAAUUUGAUGCCACAGUUCAACAUGAUGUUGAUGUGAUACUAUGACAAGCUUUUCAAAAGUUUCAAAGGUUUUAUUUGCAAAAAUGUCACUAGGGUAAGUCACAUGCUACCUCAACGCUUCCUGCAGUCUGUCAGCCAACUGUACCCUAAAACGUCUGUGACAGUAUUAAUUGUAAUACACAAAAUGUAACUUUGCAGUCAUGGUACACACAUUUCAGCUCCCCCUCUUCUAGGACACUCACAGGUCCUGAUGCGGACAUAAAAUUAGGCAUUUUUGCCAAACUGUGUUCCAUUCCACAGCUGCCAAAUAUCAGUGGUGAUUUGUGCAAUGUUGAUCUGUUUGUCCCCAUAUCGUCUACUCUUGAAGUAUCACUCUGGGUUUAUUUAGGACAGGUGCCAUGAAUUCAAAAUAGAUACACUUAAAGAUACAGUAUAUGUUUAAUUUUUUCUGCAAAUACGUUGUUUUAUAAAAUAUUUAUUUUAUUGUUUUGUUUUUUUCUUAAGGCAGGCUUCAGUAGCUACUUCAGGUUAGGAAUGGAUAUUUGUCUCAAAGCUACACAAGGCUGGUCUUAACAGCGCUCUCGCAACAUGAGCUUUCCACCUGCUGCCAUUCUCAACUGUUGACACUCAUCUCGUAUACUAAUGUCCAUAUACCCUCCAGUAAGAAGCCAGAAUAUUUGGGACAUUGGGAAUCAAUUGAUUGUACUUACAAAAGGAUUUAAAGAUUUUAUUUAACUUAAAAUGCUACUCCACUGGUUUAGCAUAGCACUCCUACAACAUAGGCCAGUAUAAAAAAAGGAUACAAAUGUAUAGUUCAGAACAUCUUAUUUUGUAUCCCACAUAUUACAUUUUCUUGUCCAUACUUGGCACCUACAUUACCCACAGUGCAACUCAACCAUCAAGAGUUUGGUCAAUCCCACUUCUUUUUAACUUCACACCCCUAGAUUUUUUCCAUUUUCAGACUUGCAGUCUUUAACCCCAACAAACACAAGUAAUAUCACAUGAGGGCGUUUAUCAUAUCACAUAUGUAGAGGUUCUCGCCGAUACCUGGCAGCAGACUUUGAUGGGUGAACUCAAUUUUCGUUUAACGCCAGAAUGCUAGAAGUCUGUUAAGCAUUCUCUCUGGUGGACUCGUUCACCUCUUUUUUGUGCUUAGUUGCUCCUGUAACCGCGCCAACUGUCAUAUCAGUAUCCGGAAGUACAAGUGAAAACAACAAAGGUCACCAAAAAAAAACUUUUCAUGAUUCUUACCCAUAUGAGAAAUAUUGGUGUGCAGUUAAUGCUUACCUGCCCCUUUGUGGUAAACAAAAUAUCCAUAAAACUUCUCUAAAAUCUGGAUUACCAUCUAGCUGAAGUGGGCCAACUCUAUCAUUGCCCCAAAGCCAAUUGGAUAUAUUUCCAAUGUUUUCGGUGCACCUUUAAAACCUUCAUUCAUACCAAACAUUAAGGCCCCAACACAGCAGGGUAGUCAAAAUGUAGUUGUUGUUCUUUUAGUAUUCUACAUCUACCAUAUCGAACUUGUAAUAGUCAAUGAAAACGAAGGGAGGUGCCCACUGCCCAUCUUUGCCCAGACAAGGUAGACAAAUAACAGCCAAUGAUUUCCUGUGAAAGAAGUGAGAUAGAACUGCAAAGUAAUUGGAACAUUUCUAGAAAGGGUGACAUCAUUGGAUACUAAUUACAUGGGACAUAGACACAGUGUUUAAUUGAUGCACUUCAAAUCAUUUACUUCCAUUAAAUUGCAUGGCAAGCAUGUAUUUAAAAUGCAGUUGAUUUCAUUUAUUUAGUUUGUUUUGAAAUUCCUUUAGAAAUCAACUAGAUACAUACUGUACAGAAUGCAGCACACCAAAACUUCAGUCCCCAUAAACCCACUGCCAUCGGAUGCUUUCAGUUUGAUGUGCAUUUAUUCUUCAAAAGAAACAUGGCCUGUGGAACCUGUUGAGAGCUGGUCAGAUCUGUAAAAACUUCCCUCAACAAUGGACCCAACAUGAAAAUUAGGUUUUACGUCUAAAUACUGGUUUCAAUUACGUUCAAAUUCAGUCCCUUCUUUUUAUCUGAAGCUUUGGCUUCUUAAUGUGACUGUGGAGGUUGAUUUGAAAGGUUUUGCAGUGUUGAGUCACGGUGGAGCUUUGUGUCUGGUGUGUAGCAGCGAGUGGAGCUCCUCCUGAGCUGGGCUCGGUCUAAUCACUGUGAACAGACAGCGUCGGUCAGUCAGCGGUUCCCCACUUUGUCUUCGAGGUCACAGGAGAUGAUUCUGUGUUUUUAGCUGCUGUAUUUAUGAGGAGAAGGCGUCUUUAUGGAUGUGUUUUGGAGAGAUAUAUGUCACUGAAUUAAACUUUAUUUUCCUUUGCCAAGUACGUUUGUUGAACAAAUGGAAAUGUACAGAUGAGUGCUAUUUAUGUAUGCUUGCUCAGCUCUUUUUGUCCUCCACCCACCUGCCUUUGCACCGAGCUGUAGAUGAUGUCCAGUUUGUGUCGGUGUUUUAAACGUCAUCAGAUGGCUCGAAGGGAAAACUUUCCUGAGGAUUAGUCUCUUGAGAACCCUGUUUUUAAUGUUCACUUGAUUUAAAGGUGCAAUAGCUGUCAAGUUUUGUUGUGGCUGUGAACAUCCCCUUAAACUUGUGUGAUGCUAUAAUGACCAAACCUGUAGCCUAAACUGUAUUAUCUCAAAUAAAACUUAAGUUCAGUUCAUCCCCAAAAGCCCCGCCCAUCUCGCCCCGCCCCCCCCAGAAGGCAGUGCAAUCUACUACUGAACUGUCUGUCAGUGUCUGUAGCCUCUUUUUAUUUAAGUUCACUUUUGUUGGAUUUGAACAACACGUGUUAAUUUAAAUAACUUUUUUGUAAGGUGUUUGUUGAAAGAAAGUGACGUUGCACUGACAUGAAAACGUGUACAUAAAAAUGUGUUUUGUAAAUAAGCCAAUGAAAACUAUGUAUUUGAAUAUGAACUGUACAAAAUACUGUACUUGUAGUUGUAUAUGGAGUGAUACUGUUCAUCUGUAACAAAAUACCCAAGCAACAAAUUAAAUUCUGCAGAGGAAACGAUGACGGCUAAA